Molecule: messenger RNA, 2048 nt
Organism: Drosophila obscura
Lineage: Eukaryota; Metazoa; Arthropoda; Insecta; Diptera; Drosophilidae
Gene: wkd
Product: TBC1 domain family member whacked
Exons: 4
Coding region: 235-1329 (364 amino acids)
Source: RefSeq, a predicted model, not a curated record
CACUAACAAGGGGGCGGCUGGGAGGCGUUAGUUAAUAAUAACAAUUUCCUAUACUACACAUUGUGCGGGCACAAAGUGUACGCGAACCCAAAACCGAAAGUGCAACGCUGCUUUAUGAAAAGAAAGCUACGCGGAAACCAUAACAUAUUGCGCAUUCCACGACACAGGAGCAGCAGCACGAGAACAGCAUAGCAAAAGUUUGUUGUCGCUGCGACAGGAGAGUUGGCGUUGGCGAUGGCCACAGCACCGCGCUCACUGGAUACCAUCUCACUGUGCUCGACCGUCUCCAGCUGCCCGGAUCGCAAUGGCUUCUACGGCGGCUUCCAGCGCACAGAUAAACCCCAAGAGCCCCUUUCCAAGGCCCAGAUCAUAGCUCGCGAGAAAAAAUGGCUGUACAUGAUCGACAAUUGGUCCGUCUACAUGUCGAAGAACUACAAAAAGAUUCGUGAUCGAUGUCGCAAGGGCAUACCCAAGUCCGUGAGGCCCAAGGCCUGGUUCUAUUUAUCCGGAGCAUAUCUCCUCAAAAAGAAGAAUCCAAAUGUCUACGAAGAGCUGCUGGAGAAGCCCGGCAACCCGGCGACCAUUGAGGAGAUCAAGAAGGACAAACACCGUCAGUUUCCCUUCCACGAAAUGUUUCUCGAUGAACAGAAGGUCGGUCAAAUAGAGCUCUUCAACGUUCUGAAGGCCUACUCGAUAUACAACCCUAAGGUUGGAUUUUGUCAAGCGCAGGCACCGAUAGCUGCUUUCCUAUUGAUGCACCUGCCAGCAGAGGACGCCUUUUGGGUGUUUGUGAGCGUGUGUGAUGUUUACCUGCAGGAUUACUUCAUACCUGGCCUGGAGGUUAUACAGAACGAUGCGGGCAUACUGGAGGGUCUGCUGAAGAAGACAUGCCCGCCCGUGUAUCGCCAUCUGCAGAAGCACAAAGUAGAGCCGCUGCUUUACAUGACCGACUGGUUUCUCUGUGGCAUGACUCGCACCCUGCCUUGGGAGACGCUGCUGCGCGUGUGGGACUGCUUUCUGGCCGAGGGCAUUCGGGUAAUCUUCAAGGUAGCCCUGGUCAUAAUCGGCGCCUCGCUUAGUCGGCACAAGGUGCGCAAGACCUGCACUGGCCUCUGCGAGACCCUGGCUGUGAUGCGCUCCCCGCCGGAACAAAUCCUGGAGGAGGAGUUCAUCAUCAACAACAUGAUGCGACUCAACCUGCGCGUGGAAGACUUUCAAAUAGAGCACACGCGGCAGAAGGCGCGCCGGGCCAAGCAGAAGGCCCAGCAGGAUGGGAUAGCGAACGAUUCGGGGCCCAGCAACGGUCGGCGCAACAUGCCAACGCUGUGAGGUGUCAGGAUCACGGGGCCAAGCAAGCACCUAGAAUAAUAAUCACCACAACUAUUACUACAGCAAUGGGCAGCAACAAAUUGUUACUAAACACACACAAUGCAUAUUAUGCAUGGAUUUUUUACAUCUAAUGUCGAAUAGGAAGAGCGUCGUGCACAAAGUAGAUGUAGAUAAUUGAGAGAGGGGAGUGAUGGAGAAGUGGCCGGAGAUUGACCAGGAUGUCGGUCAAUUACGGAGACAUCAUUCCAUGCAAUCAGUUUGUCUAAUUUUAAGCCAAUUUGUUAAUUCGUAUCUUUUUUGGUAUUCGUAUUAUUAUCAUUUAGUUGCAAAUUUUACGAGUGUGCAAUUGUUUAUGCUUUUCAAAAGUAUAUAUUAUUACUAUUUAUUAUUAUUAGCGUUAGAGCUCAUUUUGAGGACCCCGUACAUAUCGUAUUAUAAUCGUCACCCACGAGACACAGUCACCACAGUUUCCCAGGCAGCUGACCGUAGCAACGCAAAGAUAAUGGUCCACAUAUGUAUGACCAGUGUGUUUACCCUUCGCGAAAGAAUCAAGUGCAGGAGUAGAGGUGAAUGUUAAUAUUUACCUACGAGAAUACGUUGCAGCUCCACAUUCCAGCAGCCGCAGCCUGCUGCGGCUUGUGGGAGGUUUAGGCAAAAUUUAAAUUAAAUUGUACGACUAAUACAUAUAACAAAAUAUAUAUAUAAACCCUAACACAAUU